Molecule: messenger RNA, 1077 nt
Organism: Neogale vison (American mink)
Lineage: Eukaryota; Metazoa; Chordata; Mammalia; Carnivora; Mustelidae
Gene: SHD
Product: Src homology 2 domain containing transforming protein D
Exons: 6
Coding region: 55-1077 (340 amino acids)
Molecular function (GO): phosphotyrosine residue binding
Source: RefSeq, a predicted model, not a curated record
GGGCAUGUGGGUCCCCCUCUGACAGUGGCCAGGUCUGGCGCGACACACGCACAGAUGGCCAGGUGGCUGCGGGACUACCUGGGCUUGGGCGGUCGGAGGCCCCCUCCGCAGCCGCCCGCCCCGGACUACACCGAGAGCGACAUCCUGAGGGCCUACCGCGAGCAGAAGAAUCUGGACUUCGAGGACCCCUAUGAGGACUCAGACAGCCGCCUGGAGCCCGACCCCGCCGGCCCCGGGGACCCCAAGGGUCUCGGAGACGCCAAGUACGACUCUCCCAAGCACCGGCUCAUCAAGGUGGAGGCUGCCGACAUGGCCAGAGCCAAGGUCUUGCUGGGCAGCCCCGGGGAAGAGCUGGAGCUUGACACGGAGUACUCAGACCCCUUUGACGCCCAGCCUCCCCCGCCACCUUCAGAGGAUGGCUACAUGGAGCCCUAUGACGCCCAGCGGGCCGUGAGCGAACUGCCGUGCAAGGGGGUGCAGCUGUACGACACUCCCUAUGAGGAGCAAGACCAAGAGCCAGGAGAUGGAGCCCUUUCUGGAAGGAGACCUCGCCAGAGCCGGCUGCCUCAGGAAGACGAGCGGCCAGCGGAUGAGUAUGACCAGCCCUGGGAGUGGAAGAAAGAUCACAUCUCCAAGGCGUUUGCAGUGCAGUUUGACAGUCCCGAGUGGGAAAGGACCGCAGGUUCAGCCAAAGACCUCCGGAGACCCCCAUCCAGGAGCCCCCAGCCCGCAGAGCGCGUGGACCCGGCCCUACCCCUGGAGAAACAGCCGUGGUUUCAUGGCCCACUGAGCCGGGCAGAUGCCGAGAACCUCCUGUCUCUCUGCAAGGCAGGCAGCUACCUCGUGCGGCUCAGCGAGACCAGUCCCCAAGACUGCUCCCUGUCCCUCAGGAGCAGCCAGAGCUUCCUGCACCUGAAGUUCGCGCGGACCCGAGAGAACCAGUUCGUGCUGGGUCAGCACAGCGGCCCCUUCGCCAGCGUGCCAGAGCUGGUCCUGCAUUACAGCUCCCGGCCGCUGCCUGUGCAGGGCGCCGAGCACCUUGCCCUGCUGUACCCAGUGGUCACGCAGAACCCCUGA